Vicia villosa (hairy vetch) is the source of this 951-nucleotide messenger RNA. RefSeq lists its product as uncharacterized. The coding region runs from base 1 to 951 and encodes 316 amino acids. The record is from RefSeq and is a predicted model, not a curated record. The transcript has 5 exons. NCBI's taxonomy places the organism in Eukaryota, Viridiplantae, Streptophyta, Magnoliopsida, Fabales, Fabaceae.
AUGUCGUCAAAUUACCAUAAAGAACUACACGAUAAAUUAUAUAAAAACUCGUUUAAGGUACCUGUUGCUGAUGAAGAGGUGCCUAGAGUUGAGGAGCAGGUGGUUGUGGUUGAGGAGGGGGUUGUUGAGGAGCGGGUGGUGCAUGAUACGGACACCACCACAGGUGCAUCUACAGAGCCAUCAGUACACACUGAUGGAGCUUUUCCAGGAGGACCUUCUGAAAGGUAUAUUUUGACAGGAUAUGCUGACCAUGUCGCUUAUAGGAUAUGGCAAGGAGAGGAGCGUCCAGUGCUAAAGGUCACUUCUUACGGGUCGAAGUUGAAGAACUUGCCCGAGAGACCGAUGCCUGAGCAGGUGGCGAGGAUAGUUCGGGACUUCUAUUUGAUGGACUUUGCUGGAUGCUUCCUGACGAUGUUGGACGCCCCUCUAUUACCAGAUUUUGUUGAGAGAUGGCACCCGAAGAUCUCAUCCUUCUAUCUUCCAUUCUGGAAGAUGACGGUGACUCUUGAUGAUGUGCAUUCCCUAUUUCACCUUUUGAUUGCUGGUACAUUUUUAACGCUGUGUUGGAUCUAUGAGCACUUCCCACACAUUUGUGAGCGAAAUAUCCAGCGUUGUGCGGCUGCUAACCCUUGUGCGAGGAGCUGGAAGGCCAGACAGACCCAUCCAGGAGGGAUGAUUGAGUACAGGCGGAGGCUGGAUGCUCUGAUGUUGGAUGAUGUCAUCUGGACACUGUAUACAGGUCACCGCGAUCAUCUUCCUUUUGAUUUAUCUUCUUUAUAUUCAGGAGCUUCUUCACCACCACCACCUCCACCUCUCACUGGUGACCAGGACAGCCGCUUGCAGCACAUCGCAGUUCACUUGGAUUGCCUCAUGGGUUUGGUGAACCCUGAUGGUGAGGUUCAUAGUAUUUUAGCUAGGUUGGCGGAUGUUCCCCGUGGAGGACCUAUGUAG